Nilaparvata lugens (brown planthopper) is the source of this 3962-nucleotide messenger RNA. Its product is annotated as gastrula zinc finger protein XlCGF57.1-like. The transcript is spliced from 5 exons. Gene Ontology annotation, biological process: regulation of transcription by RNA polymerase II. The record is from RefSeq and is a predicted model, not a curated record. NCBI's taxonomy places the organism in Eukaryota, Metazoa, Arthropoda, Insecta, Hemiptera, Delphacidae. The coding region runs from base 635 to 2533 and encodes 632 amino acids. Gene Ontology annotation, cellular component: nucleus. Gene Ontology annotation, molecular function: RNA polymerase II cis-regulatory region sequence-specific DNA binding; DNA-binding transcription factor activity, RNA polymerase II-specific.
UCUGCGACCCCGUCGAAAGUCGAAAGAACAAGGAACAAGAUUCCUUUCCAACAAGGCUACUGCCUAACAAAGUGUUUUUCCUCUUUCACAUUCACACUCAAGCCGACUCAAGUCAUAUUAAUGAACUAACUAAGUUACAACAGCUCAACAUAAUUAUUGAAUAAUAUUCUUUUGGAAAAGUAGAUUCUGUGUAAUAAUGACGAGUAAUCAAGUCCCGGUGUCAUCCAUCUUUGCACAAGUGGAGGAAGCAAUCAUAGACUUUGAAAACGGAGACAAUGAGAAAGUAGCCCUACGACCAUCUAACAAAGGGGUACUAGGACGAAGGAAAAAAGGAAAGAAAAUGAUUCCUUCUUCAUCUAUAGGCUAAUAUAAUGAAGGAAAGAACUGGCCUUUGCACGUACGGGAUAGGAAAAUUAUGUUUGACGCAUCAUCACGCCUGUACUACUGGACUGAUCAACUUGAAAUUUUGCAUAAAGAUUCUUAAUCAACCGAUGAUGGUUCUAGGCAUAUUUAUGUCUGACUCUUCAAGAUUCCACUCGGUCAAGUUUUCAAGACAACUCUACCCACUGCCUCGCAUCGCAUUGAAGUGCUGGAUAAAACCUAUAACAAAAAGCUGAGCUCAAAUGAUGAUUAUAUGUCAUUAACGGCUGGUAGUAGUAAUGAUUCAUAUGAAGAAACUGAACAAUUUAGUGAAGGCGAAAGUGAAAAUGAUGAAAAAGAAGAAGAUGAUGAUGAUGAAGAAAUGGAAGGAGAGGACGAAUUGAGAGAGGGUAACAUAGAGGAAAUAGGAGAAGAUGGAUACAAAAAAAAGAGUAUAUCAAAAAAAACUACUGCUGAAAAACCACAUCAGUGUACAGUCUGUCAAAAAAGGUUCGCUACAUCUAGUAAUUUAACUGUUCAUAUGCGCUCUCACACCAAAGAGAAGCCUUUCCAGUGUACAGUUUGUACCAAAAGGUUCACUACUUCUUGUCAUUUAACUGUUCAUUUUCGCACUCACACCGAAGAGAAGCCUUACCAGUGUACAAUCUGUGCAAAAAGGUUCUCUCAAUCUGGUGGGUUGAAUAGGCAUAUGGAUACUCACUCAAAAGAUAAGCCAUUCCUGUGUACAAUCUGUACAAAAAGGUUUUCACGGUCUGAUUAUAUGACUGUUCAUUUGCGUACACACACCCAAGAGAAACCUUUCCAGUGUUCAGUCUGUGCAAAACGGUUCUCUCAGUCUGGUGGAUUGACUGAGCAUAUGCGUGUUCACACAAAGGAGAGGCCUUUUCAGUGUACAGUCUGUACAAAACGUUUCAGUGUGGCUAGUAGUUUGAAUGUUCAUAUGCGUUUUCACACCAAAGAGAAGCCUUUCCAGUGUACAGUUUGUACCAAAAGGUUCUCUCAGUCUAGUGGUUUGAUUACUCAUAUGCGCACUCACACCAAAGAGAAGCCUUUCCAGUGUACAGUCUGUUCAAAAAGGUUCACUACUUCUUGUCAUUUAACUGUUCAUUUUCGCACUCACACCGAAGAGAAGCCUUACCAGUGUACAAUCUGUGCAAAAAGGUUCUCUCAAUCUGGUGGGUUGAAUAGGCAUAUGGAUACUCACUCAAAAGAAAAGCCAUUUCAGUGUACAAUUUGUACAAAAAGGUUUUCACGGUCUGAUUAUAUGACUGUUCAUUUGCGUACACACACUAAAGAGAAGCCUUAUCAGUGUACAGUCUGUACAAAAAGUUUCAGUGAGUCUAGUAGUUUGAAUGUUCAUAUGCGUAUUCACACCAAAGAGAAACCUUUCCAGUGUACAAUCUGUACAAAAAGUUUCAGUGAGUCUAGUAGUUUGAAUGUCCAUUUCCGCACUCACAACAAAGAAAAGCCUUUCCAGUGUACAGUUUGUACAAAAAGGUUUGCUACCUCUGGUAAUAGGACUGUUCAUAUGCUUACUCACACCAAAGAUAAGCCAUUCCAGUGUACAGUCUGUACCAAAAGGUUCUCUUUAUCUAAUACUUUGACUGUUCAUAUGCGCACUCACACCAAAGAGAAGCCUUUCCAGUGUACAGUCUGUACAAAAAGGUUCUCUGAAUCUGGUGGUUUGACUAUUCAUAUGCGCACUCACACUAAAGAGAAGCCUUUUCAGUGUUCAGUCUGUGCAAAAAGUUUUACUGAGUCUAGUAAGUUGAUUAUUCAUAUGCGCACUCACACUAAAGAUAAGCCUUAUCACUGUACAGUCUGUACGAAAUCGUUCUCUGAUCCUAGUGGUUUGGGAAGGCAUAUGCGUACUCACAGCAAAGAGAAGCCUCAUCAGUGUACAGUUUGUUCAAAAAGGUUUUCACGGUCUGAUUAUUUGACUUGUCAUAUGCGCACUCACACUAAAGAGAAGCCUUAUCAGUGUUCAGUCUGUGCGAAAUCGUUCUCUGAGUCUGGUUAUUUAGGAAAGCAUAUGCGUAUUCACACAAAAGAGAAGCCUUAUCAAUGUACAGUUUGUACAAAAAGGUUUUCACGGUCUGAUCGUUUGAAUGUUCAUAUGCGUACUCACACCUUAGACUUUCUAGUUGAUUAGUGUAUUUAUUUAAGAAAGUAUAUCCAUACCCACAUGGUUUAGUUCUAACAAUUAGUCACUAGAUUUCUUAUUGGUAAGUUUUUUAUUGAAAUUGUUCUUUGUUCUUUUGACUAGUGGUGGUGUGUUGUAGACUUUAAAAAGAUCAAAUAGUAGAGGAUUUAAUUGUGAAAAUACAAUUUGUGAACCAUUUUAAAAUGCUCUGAUACUUUAUUUCUUCUCGGCUUUCUAAUGGUGCACUUAUUAAGAAUAACUUGUGUAUUUCCUCCUACAAAAAUAAAACAUGCUUGCAUUCAUGAUUUGUGUUUUCAGAUGCAAUUGUUUAUGUUUCAAUCUCUAUUAAGUGUGUUCUUUUAAACAGUGGUGGGGAAAAGGACGCAAAGUGUGUCAUUGAAAUAUUUCGGGGGGGUGGGAAGGUACCUUUAAAAUGUUUGUCAUUGGAAGAUGACGACAACAAUCCUUCCCCUAGGAGAUACGUUUUACUAAUCUCGUUUACAAAAUUAUCUAAAGGAAUUAAUAACUUUUCUGUUGGCAAAUAAAAUACUGUAAUUCAAAUAUUAUCUCAAGCUGGCUUAACAUUUGGAUAUUUCUUGUCUUGUUGAAUCUGAAUGCUCAAGAGUAUUAUGUGGGUUAAUCUAUUAUAAUUAAGUAUUUCUAUUAAUUAUUUUUUAUAUUUAUUUAUUUCUAUUUUAAUUUUUAAUUGAAAGGAAGUCAUGAACAAAUAUUGCAUUCUCUGUGCAACAUGAAGAACUUAGUCGGACUAAGCUCCAGAUCAGUUGAUUCUUAGAAAAUUCUCUGCUGCAUUCAAGUCUUUCAGCAGCAUUAAAAAAGUAAUUCACUAGUAGUGAUUACUUCAAGUUUCUAAGUUCUAAAAUGUUCUUAUGUAUAACUAUUUUUGGAUCAAAUUUUGGCCUCUAAGCCUGUUGUUAAUUUUCCAAUUAUUCAUAAUUAGUUGGGAAUGACAUUGUAUCUAUGAAUGUUUAAAUAAAUAUUGAGAGAAAUAAGUCAAGUCUGUCACCAACCAAAUGUUAAUUAAUGCAUUUAAUAUUUUGUGAUUAUUCAAAAUAGACAAUUUUUUAUUUUUAUCAAGAUGUAUGAGUUGUGUGAAUUGUGAAGUUAAUCAAAUAAUAUUAAAUAUGUAUAUUUGUUCUUGUACUGUACUUGUUAUUAUAGUUUCUACUAUUGAUCUAAAAAAAUAUAAAUUUAUUUUGCUAUAUUUCAUAUAGCUUAGGACUAGAUAUUUAAGAGCUGUUGCACACUAAAUUUUAGAAACAUCUAUAACUAGUUUCCAUUUAUAGGGUAGUUCUAUUCGUGAAAAUAUAGUGAUACAUAGUCAUAUCAAUGCGAAGAAAUUAUGUUAAAAUAUAGUGAUACUUAGUCAUAUCAUUGCGAAGAAAUUAUGUUACAAAUAAAACUCUUGAUUUUCCAAUAA